AAUUUUCAUUCUAUAUCAAUCGUCAUAACUAUGAAGUUGUUAGUGGCUUUGGUUCUGUCUGUCGUCCUAGCCUCAGUGGCUGCCGACGAGAAGCGUGUCUUCUGGAAGGAUGUCCCCGUGGGCAAAUCCGUACAGGGACGCAUCACCAUGGGCUAUCCAGCCUAUGAGGGCAAAGUUCCUUACAUUGUUGGCCUGAUGUUCAGCAAGGAGAAUGGUGGCACCUGGUGCGGUGGUUCCAUCAUUGGCAACACCUGGGUGAUGACUGCCAAGCAUUGUACCGACUCCAUGGAGGCUGUGACCAUCUACUACGGUGCUGUGCAUCGUCUGCAGGCUCAAUACACCCACUGGGUUAGCCGCAAUGACUUCAUUGAGCAUGGAAGUGGCGAUAUUUCUUUGAUCCGUACUCCCCAUGUGGACUUCUGGUCGCUGGUUGAUCGCGUCGAAUUGCCUAGCUUCAAUGAUCGCUACAACAACUAUCAGGGUUGGUGGGCUCUGGUCUCUGGCUGGGGUAAGACUUCUGAUGAGGGCGGCGUUUCUGAAUAUCUGAACUGUGUGGAUGUGCAAAUUGGUCCCAACUCCGAUUGUGCCUCAUACUAUGGCUCCUUCUCGGAUGAUUUGAUCUGUAUCCCAACGCCCGAGAACAAGGGCACCUGCAGCGGUGAUUCUGGCGGCCCAUUGGUUAUCCACGACGGAAACCGUCAAGUGGGUAUUGUCUCCUUUGGCUCCUCGGCUGGCUGUCUGUCCAACGGCCCUAAGGGUAUGGUGCGUGUUACCAGCUACUUGGAUUGGAUUCGUGACCACACUGGAAUUGCUUACUACUAAAUUUUUACACAUUAUUAAAGUGCAUAGAAAAUCAAA
This is a messenger RNA of Drosophila willistoni, 858 nucleotides long. RefSeq names its product serine protease 1-like. NCBI's taxonomy places the organism in Eukaryota, Metazoa, Arthropoda, Insecta, Diptera, Drosophilidae. The record is from RefSeq and is a predicted model, not a curated record. The transcript has a single exon. Gene Ontology annotation, biological process: proteolysis. Gene Ontology annotation, molecular function: serine-type endopeptidase activity. Bases 31 to 822 code for a protein of 263 amino acids.